Trichosurus vulpecula (common brushtail) is the source of this 2287-nucleotide messenger RNA. Its product is annotated as NADH-cytochrome b5 reductase 2. The coding region runs from base 305 to 1225 and encodes 306 amino acids. NCBI's taxonomy places the organism in Eukaryota, Metazoa, Chordata, Mammalia, Diprotodontia, Phalangeridae. Gene Ontology annotation, cellular component: mitochondrion. The transcript is spliced from 9 exons. The record is from RefSeq and is a predicted model, not a curated record. Gene Ontology annotation, molecular function: FAD binding; oxidoreductase activity.
AGAAGGCUCUCCUCUACAGAGAAGGAGGAAAGGGGGCGGAGUCCGAGAGCUCAGAAGGGUGGGACGGGGUCACGCCAUUAGGGAGCUGAGGCCGGGUGAGAGGGAAUGGGGGGCGGGGGCGGGGCCUAGGGCUGAGGGGCGGGGCGGGAAGCCUGAGCCCCAGAGUGAGGUGGAGUCUGAGGGCCGAGGGGGCGGGGCCGGAGUCCACGGCGGCUCCAGAAUUCUGUCCCGCGCUGGGUCUACCGCUCCAUCUGCCCGUCUGUCCUCUGGUUGAGCCGUCGGGGUGUCCCGAGCCGCUGCCGUCAUGGAGUACUCGUCCGGCCUGGAUGCUUCACUUUUGAUUGCGGUUUUGGUAGUUGGUGCCUCAGUAUUACUGCUGUCUUUAAAGAACAUGGGAUCCCCAAAGAAGAAAGACCUCAUCACGUUACUGGAUCCAGAUACAAAAUACUCGCUGCCCCUGAUUGAUAAACAGGAAAUCAGCCACGAUACCAAGAGGUUCCGGUUUGGACUUCCUACGUCGAAUCACAUUUUAGGGCUCCCCAUAGGUCAACAUGUUUAUCUCUCUGCCAAAGUCAAUGGCAAUCUAGUGAUCCGGGCCUAUACUCCUGUUUCUAGUGAUGAAGUAAAAGGCUAUGUGGACCUUAUUAUUAAGGUUUACUACAAAAACGUGCAUCCUAAAUUUCCCGAGGGGGGAAAGAUGUCUCAGUACCUGGAUAACAUGAAGAUAGGGGAUACCAUCGAUUUCCGAGGGCCAAACGGGCUCCUGAUUUAUAAUGGACAAGGUAAGCUGGCAAUCAAACCGGAUAAGAAGAGUCAACCUAAGAUGAAGUUUGCCAAGAAUUUGGGAAUGAUUGCUGGUGGCACAGGAAUAACACCAAUGCUGCAGCUGAUUCGGCACAUUACCAAGGACCCUGAAGAUGGUACCAAGUGUUCCCUUAUCUUUGCUAAUCAGACUGAGGAAGAUAUCCUACUGAGAGCAGAGCUAGAAGAAGUGGUGAAGAAUCAUCCGAACCAGUUUAGUCUGUGGUACACUCUGGACAGGCCUCCUAAUGAUUGGAAGUAUAGCUCUGGAUUCAUUAAUGCAGACAUGAUCAAGGAUCAUCUUCCACCACCAGGAGAUGAUACCAUCAUUUUGAUGUGCGGUCCUCCUCCAAUGAUCCAGUUUGCCUGUCAGCCCAACCUGGAAAAACUGGGCUAUGCUCAAGACAAGACAUUUGCCUACUAACAAAUUCCUAUUAGCAAGUCUAUCUUGGUACUUUUGUGUUGAACUUCAGAAUGUCUUGUUCACAGCCUGUUCAAAAAAUAGUAUGGUUUUUAAAAUGUUAAGUAGUUUUCUAAAUGAUCUUUCAGAAUGAGUUGCAAAAUUUAAAAAUACAUACAAAACUUCUUCCUGCCUUGUUAUCUUAUCUGAGAUUUCUACGUGCUCUUUAAGUGUCUUGGUCAGGGACCAGAGCCUGAGAAGCUGUGCCCAAGGGAUUCAGUAGUACACUGUUCAUGUUAGAUCCAGACAAGUGAUUGUAAUGGAUCUGCAGAACAGCAUUUGGCUUAAUACUUUAGUGAAAUAAAAUUUGUGUAAAAUAAAAUUUAAAGUCUUGUGUGUAUUGUAGAUGCACACAUACCUCCAACCCACAAUUCAAGAGAUAGUUCAUUAUCAAGAGCUUUGGAUAGCUACAAAGCUAUUAUUAGGCUUUAUAUUAGUAUUGUCUGUGUUCUAGCAUAGUCUUUAAGGAGAACCAUCAGCAGGUAGGGAAUUCUUAGACAGGGCUUUCGUAUAAAAUAUGUCAAAAAUUAAUUUCUAGAAGAAUAAAAUGGACUUUCAUUAUAGAAAUGUUAAAAUCCAAGUUCUCUAAAGGAAUAUUGGAGCGGGGAAGGGCAAGGCAGGCAGGAAGGAAAGCAAACAGGAGUGAGCACAUGACAAUAACAAAGGAUGGGGCAUCUCUCUCCCUAAAGCUACUGACCCCAGUUUUGCAGGAGCCCAUUGCGAUUAGCAGCAACUGAAAGGGUUGCCGUCUUGUUUAGGCGAAGUAUCCCAAUUUGUUUAGCCAUUCCCAUCAAUGGGCAUCUGCUUUGUUUCCAAUUCUUUGCUACCACAAAACGUGCUGCCAUAAAUACUUUGGUGUAUAUGGGGACUUUAUACUUAUCGAUGACCUCCUUGGACAAAAGGAUAUCAACGUUUUAGUCACUUAUGUGCAUGAUUCCGAAAUGUUUGUACUGAGAUACGUGUUUUUGUUAGUGUUAAAUCUGUACACCAUUGGAGAAAAAAUUCCAUUAUAAACACUUGAAGAAA